AUGACUCAAGAUGCUAAAUCUAAAGGAGGUAGACUAAAAGUAAGUUUUUUGAAACUUUGUAUUUGAUUUUUAGAUGUGACAUACAGAAUAAUAUGGUUUACUUGAAAAAAUUAUUUAAAUAAAAAACCAUUUUUUUAGUUGAUAAUUCGCCGUUUACCCCGCGAAUUCACGGAAGAAGACUUGAAAGAGCAAAUCGACCAAACUUAUGAAACUAUAUGGUUUUGUCCCGCCGACAAAGACCUUAUGCCAUGGUCCUACUCUCGAGCCUACAUUGUCUUUGACAACAUGGAGAAAGCUCAAGAGUUCCGCAACAAGUUUCAUGGCUACGUAUUUGUGGAUAAAAAGGGAAUUGAAAACCAGGCGGUAGUGGAAAUGGCAUUUCAUCAAGAGGUACCAAAAAGCUUCCCCAAAGAUGCACUGAUCUCGGACAAACGUACCGGAACGUUAGAGACGCGACCGGAUUACCAAGAGUUUUUGAGCGCUUAUGAGGCUACGACUGUGGUGAAGAAGGUAACGGACUUUGACGAGUUGAUCAAGGAAGUGGAGAGCAAGGAGAAGAUGCUGGAAGAUGGGCAAGUUCAGUCGACUCCGUUGACUGAUUUUAUGAGUAAACAGUAUGUAGAGAAAGUAGGUUAAUAUAUUGUCUGUAAAAAAAGAUGACUUGUAUUUUGUUUUUCGGGAUAUGAUUUUUAUGAUAAUGUGUUAUCUUGGUAUGUAUUUUAGUAUGCUAAAGUUUAUUUUUUAGGAAAAAAAGCGAAAAGCUCGUAGAGAUCGUCAUGCUCCAUUCGCAGCCAUCGAAGAAGAGAAGAAGACUGAUUUCGGAAAGAAACCAGCAUAUAAACGUAGGUUUUUGACGAUUUUGGAUAUUUUAAAGCAUGAUGAUUGUAAAAGUGCACGAUGUAAAAUACGAACGUCAUUGUUAAAUUUUAAAAUUUGUGUCAAACAAUUAAUAAUAUUUUUUUAUUACCUUAUUUUAGAAGGCGGAAGGUCUGAAACUACCCGAGAACAGCGAAGAGAAGAGAAAAAAGAGAUUAAGAAAGAACGCUUACAGAAAUUGCAGGACAAGUACACUAAACCAGAGAAAAGCGGUAAGUAAAAUACGCUUAUAUGGCUGCUUGAUUUUUUAAAACCUCUUUAACUUAAAUUGUAAACCUAGACUCUUGUUAUAGUUAACAUUAAUAAUAAUGGCUUCUUUUUAUGCUAAACUAUAAUAUUGGCAAAACCAUCUUACAAUAGACACAAAGUACUGUAUUUUGGUGUGUCUUAUAAUCGGAGGCUACCUUACCUUCCAAAUAAAGACAAAACUUGCUUUAGAUUCAAAGCUAGACUUCAAAAAAGAGCCUCGGGAACCCAGAGAGCCGAGAGAACCCAAAGAAGCUAAAGACCCAGCGGUACAAAAGGAAAAAGAGCCAAAAGAGACCAGAGAACCAAAAGAACAACGAGAACGACUAAAGAAGGAAGAAAAGCCAGAAAAAGAGAAGAGACCACGUCGAAGAGAUAGAGAAGAGCGAAAGGAAAAAGAAGAGAAGAAGGAAGAAAAGAAAACCAUCAAAUUACUGACAAAAGACAAGAAUAACGAAGAUGUUUUCACCGAAAUUCAGAAGUCAUCAAGUGAGAAGGAGCGUCUGCCAUCGGCCUUGGUACCGGACCCAUCAAUGGUCAACGAGAGGACAGCGAAAGGCGGAGAGGGCAAGGAGAAGAGGGAGAGGACUAGAAAACAGGUAUUUUUAAAGGUUUUUGCGCAUAAAAAUGGAUGAUUAAAGGCCACUUUUUAAUGAAAAUGAUUUAGAAAAUAGUAAGAAAGGGAGAGCAAUUGGGUAGGGCAAUGACAUUUAGGGGGUGGUUUUUUUAAAAUAGAGCUAGAAUGAAUUAAAAAGAUAAUAUUUAACCUACAGAUCAUUACACUUUUUUAAAAAAUUUUAUACAUUUUUUAAUUCUUGCUAUUUCAGCAACGCCCCGAACGUGAAGUAUACCGUCCGACUCGAGCCCGCCAGCCAAAAGAACUCAAAGAAAAGCCAGCCGGCUAA
Messenger RNA from Bursaphelenchus okinawaensis, 2027 nucleotides. Lineage: Eukaryota; Metazoa; Nematoda; Chromadorea; Rhabditida; Aphelenchoididae. The record is from the annotation of a GenBank genome assembly.